AUGAAAAACAUCAUUUUGCUAGGCUUUGUCUUAGCUGCAUUUGCAAGUCCAGCUUUUAGACUUAGAGAUUCUGACCUUGUGAUGACACAAGAGCAAAUAGACCGCAUCAAUCAAAGCCAAGAUUUAUGGACAGCCUCCUCUGAUUGGGUUGGUGCCAUGACAAUUGGAGAAGCCAGACAAUACGCCUCAGCCGAAAUUAUCUACAACCACUUCCCAGAAAAACAUUGGGGAAAGCUCUUAGACCACUUGCAAGUCCCAUCUGCUUUUGACGCUAGACAAAAAUGGCCUUCUUGCAUUCAUCCAAUCCUUAAUCAAGGAGAUUGCGGCUCUUGUUGGGCUUUUGGAGCAAGUGAAGCUCUUUCAGACAGACUCUGCAUUUUUUCAAACAGCACAAUAAAUGUUGUCCUUUCCCCUCAAUAUCUGGUUAAUUGUGACAGUGUAAGCUAUGGCUGUGGCGGUGGAUAUGCCGUUUAUGCUUGGGAUUUCAUGCAAUCUAAUGGCAUCCCAACCCAAACUUGUACCCCAUAUGCUGCUGUAAAUCAAGUUUGCGUUAAUAAAUGCUCCAAUGGAUCUACUAUGAGAUAUUAUAAGGCUGCAUCUGUGAGUACUUUCAGCUCACCCGCAUCAAUUCAGGCAGAGGUUCUGCAAAAUGGCCCAAUAGAAGUUUCUUUCCAGGUUUACCAAGAUUUCUAUGCAUAUACAAGUGGUGUUUAUAAGCACACCAAUGGACAAUUUGUUGGCAAUCACUCAGUCAAAAUUAUUGGAUGGGGAGUUCAAGGUCAAACUAAUUAUUGGAUUGUUGCUAACUCUUGGGGUGCUACCUGGGGUAUGAAUGGAUUCUUCUGGAUUGCUUUUGGAGAGUGUGGAAUCGAUAGUAAUGGUGUUGCUGGACUUCCUGCAGUCUAA
Messenger RNA from Blepharisma stoltei, 906 nucleotides. Lineage: Eukaryota; Ciliophora; Heterotrichea; Heterotrichida; Blepharismidae. The record is from the annotation of a GenBank genome assembly.